UAAUAAAGUGAAUACGCGAGAAGUGUACGAGAAGUCUGUUACGUGCCAAUACACUCGAAUGUGGGUGAGGGGAGGGCGACCGAUUUAAAUUCCCAUCAAAUCGAUUCAAAAAAACACCGGAGCCCACCUCGAGACUUACCUCCGCUGUCUACGGAGUUGGGGUUGCGGAGUAUUCAGACACACCGUCAUCGACCAAUCACCGAGUGCGUUAAGGUGGGGUAGAGAGGUGACGCGAGGGAUCCGAAGAUGACCGCAUUUGCCGUUCGCUCGACUCCUCGAGGAAUCGAGAUAGCUAAGUCGGCCGCCGACGAAACACGCGCGCCAGUCAACCGUUAGUGCGCGUGGGUCGGUUGCGCGCGGUGGUUGUUCGUGUGGUGGUUGAGAGUGGUCUCGUUGGUGGAAGUUCUUGCGGUUAAUAAAUAAAUAAAUAACAAUAGCUGCGAGACUCGCGUCGCGCGCGCGUUACGUGCACAAGAGAGAUGGCGAACCAAGACGACGUCGGCAUCGGCGACUUUGUGUUGCUGGACGAGAUCACCGUCGAGCGUGUAGUGGACAAUCUUAAGACGAGAUUUAAUGGGGGAAAGAUUUACACGUACAUCGGCGAAGUUUGCGUGAGUGUGAAUCCUUACAGAAGCACCAAUAUCUACGAUGCGCAGUACAUUAAUAAAUAUAAAGGCAGAGAACUGUUCGAAAAUCCGCCGCACAUCUUCGCGAUCGCCGAUGCGGUGCAUAAAGAGAUGAAGCAACAGGGCAGGGACACGUGCAUAGUGAUAAGCGGGGAAUCUGGAUCCGGAAAAACGGAAGCCAGCAAGAUCAUCAUGAAGUACAUCGCCGCCGUGACGAAUUUGAGCGGUCAACAAGAAAUCGAGAGGGUGAAGAACAUUCUGAUUCAAUCCAACUCGAUACUCGAAGCGUUCGGUAACGCCAAAACAAAUCGGAACGACAACUCGUCGCGAUUCGGAAAGUACAUGGACAUCAAUUUCGAUUUCAAGGGGGAUCCCGUAGGCGGCCACGUGACCAAUUAUCUUCUCGAGAAGUCGCGGGUGGUUUAUCAGCAGAAAGGCGAGCGCAACUUUCACUGCUUCUAUCAGUUACUGAGCGGCUGCAGCGAAGCCGAAUUGAACAAGCUGCGUCUGGUUCGCGACCCGGCCGCUUACUACUUCGUCGGAAAUGAGAACAACAAUAAAACCACCACUUCCGACCGAGGCGAUUACAAAACCGUCAACACCGCCAUGGCCACCCUCGGAUUCGCUUCGAACGAAACGCAGACCGUGUGGAACGUCGUCGCCGGUAUUCUGCACCUGGGUAACAUCACUUUUAGACUGAACGACGACAAGCUUCUGAUUGAAAACAAAAGUGCUUUGAACGACACAGCCAACUUGCUGUCCAUCAGUACGAAAGAAUUGAGCACCGCUCUAUCGCAGAGAGUCAUAGCGGCGGGCGGCGAGCUCAUGCAGAAGAAUCACACUCUGAUAGAAGCCGAGUACGGUCGAGACGCCUUGGCUAAGGCUGUGUACGAGCGAUUGUUCACAUGGAUAGUAUCGCGCGUCAACGGCUCGAUCAACGUUAACGACAGCGAUAACGUUAAGAGAUACGGAACGUUGAUCGGCGUGCUCGAUAUCUACGGUUUUGAAAUAUUUGACGCGAAUAGCUUCGAACAGUUUUGCAUCAAUUAUUGCAACGAAAAAUUGCAACAACUUUUUAUUGAAUUGGUUCUGAAACAAGAACAGGAGGAGUAUCAGCGUGAGGGAAUAGCCUGGCAAAAUAUUGAAUAUUUUAACAAUCAGAUCAUCUGCGACUUGGUCGAGCAAGCUCACAAAGGAAUGAUCGCGAUUAUGGACGAGGCCUGUCUCAACGUUGGGAAAGUCACAGACGAGAUGCUACUCGACGCGAUGGACAAGAAAUUAGCGGACCAUAAACACUAUAGUUCUCGACAAUUAAAGCCGAUGGAUAAAGAAUUGGAGCAUAGAACGGAGUUCAAGAUCAAGCACUACGCCGGCGACGUGAUUUACAACAUUAACGGUUUUCUCGAUAAGAACAAAGACACGCUCUUCCAAGACUUCAAACGUUUGCUGUACAACAGCAGUAAUUCAAUAAUUAGCAAAAUGUGGCCGGAGGGAGCGCAGAAUAUUUUAAAAACGACAAAAAGACCCUUAACCGCCGGUACGCUGUUCCGUAACUCCAUGAUCGCGCUGGUGAAGAAUCUGACGAGCAAAGAACCGUUUUACGUAAGAUGCAUUAAACCCAACGAGGUAAAAUCUCCCGUUGUGUUCGACGACGAGAGGGUUAAUCAUCAAGUGAGAUACUUGGGACUCGUGGAAAACAUAUUGGUCAGACGAGCUGGCUUUGUCUAUAGACAGCGAUACGACAGAUUUCUGAAACGAUACAAAAUGAUAUCGCAGUACACGUGGCCGAACUUCCGCGGUGGAAACGACAAGGAAGGAGUGCGCACCUUGAUGGAAGAGAAAGGUUUCUCGCAUGACGUUAAAUACGGUCACACAAAAAUAUUCAUUCGCUCGCCGCAGACUCUGUUUGCGUUGGAGAAGGCCCGCGGCGAUUUGAUACCGGGCAUCGUGACUUUGCUGCAAAAACAAUGGCGCGGAUACCUAUGUCGUCAAAGAUACAAGAAAAUGAAGGCCGCUUUGGUUCUGAUGGAGCAUUACAGAAGAUACAAAAGACGCGCUUACAUCGUCGAGCUCGAGCGUACGUUCAAAAACGUCAAGAAGAUGCGCGGUUACGGCAAGCACCUGCCGUGGCCGCGCGAAAAUUUUGCCAUACGACACGCGAUACCCGCUUUGAAGAACAUGUACGGAAGAUGGCGGGCGUGGAUGGUGCUCAAAGUGAUACCUCGGGAAGACUGGCCGCAGCUUCGUUUGAAGAUAGCAGCGGUUACCGUAUUGCGUUCGAAACGACCCUACUGGGGUCAGGACCGUCGUUGGGAGGGAAACUACUUGUCCAAAUCGGACGAGAAUCCGCAGAGCGAUAUUUUCAAUUCUUCGAUAAACAAUCUUCGUAACACGGAUCACUUCAAAACUGUUAUGUUCAGCGCAUUUAUUAAGAAGACAAACAGGUUCAACAAACCGGUGGAUCGCGUUCUGGUUGUGACGGAACACGCGGUGUACAAAUUGGACAAGGUGAAGUUUAAAAGCAUGAAGAAGGGCAUGCCGAUAGCGGAGAUAACCGGACUGAGCGUUUCGCCCGGAAAGGAUCAGCUUAUCACGAUUCAUUCGAAUCGCGGAAACGAUUUCGUUCUGUCAAUCAUCGCCAAGGACGAUAGAAUCGGAGAACUGGUCGGCAUACUGAGCAACCGAUACUAUCAACUGCGCGGCGCCGAUCUGCAUGUGACAAUAGACUCGAAGUUCAAAUGCAUGCUGGGCAACAAGAGCAAACUAUUGCGAAUCGAAACGGCGCCUGACGUGAGCGAGCCAACGUUCAAAAAAUCUGGCAACGAAAUCAUUUACGCGAUCCCGUCGUCGGUAAGUAUCAUCGACGGCGGUGUCAACACGAGACAACAAAUCCGUACGGCCAGUUAAAGUCUGACUGAAUUAUUCGACGCACUGUACCAUAUAAAAAUUAAGAAAAAUAACAGAUAUAUUUUGUAACAAUAUAUAUCUUUGAUACACACAUGUAUACAUAUAUAUAUGCUCUGCCAUAUGUUCUAAAACAAAAGUCAUUUAACAAAAAACAAAAAAACAAAAAAAACGCGAUUUCACGUCUGAGUGAAAGUAUUGUGACUUUUAAAAGUAUUAUAACUUUUUGCAUGAAUCAAGUAUUUUUCUCUUAACAAUUUUGGCACAAAGAGACUUAAGAAAUAUUUUUCAUUAAACAGUAAGCAGGUCAUGAACAUCAAAACUUUGAAGCCUUAUUAGUCGUGUGCCUACAUAAUAUUAAGUACGCUUUUUGUAUCGCGAGUACAAGAAAUUAAAGAUAUUUGCAUUUGCAGAGUGGAGUGAAGGGUAAUUACGUGCGAUAUGCCUUGCAUAAUUAUUAUCCGCGUAACGCGAAGCAAACAAUUAUAUUACUUUGUUAUCGGCCUUCUUGUCGCUGUAUUCUUCGACGUCGAUGUAAAUAUUGUAGUACCGUAAGCAUUGUUAAUACGUAGUGACGCCGAGGACAGGAAGCGAAUUUCACACAACAUGAAUUUCAGAACAGAGAACGACAGAGCGAAUACGUAAUUUAUGAAUAAAAAAGUACGACUUUAUUUUUCGCAAAGAGAAAUAAUGUUA
Molecule: messenger RNA, 4226 nt
Organism: Pseudomyrmex gracilis
Lineage: Eukaryota; Metazoa; Arthropoda; Insecta; Hymenoptera; Formicidae
Gene: Myo31DF
Product: myosin-IA
Exons: 15
Coding region: 480-3533 (1017 amino acids)
Biological process (GO): actin filament organization; vesicle transport along actin filament
Cellular component (GO): microvillus; vesicle; myosin complex
Molecular function (GO): actin filament binding; microfilament motor activity; ATP binding
Source: RefSeq, a predicted model, not a curated record